Penicillium samsonianum is the source of this 1806-nucleotide messenger RNA. RefSeq lists its product as uncharacterized. The transcript has a single exon. NCBI's taxonomy places the organism in Eukaryota, Fungi, Ascomycota, Eurotiomycetes, Eurotiales, Aspergillaceae. The record is from RefSeq and is a predicted model, not a curated record. Bases 1 to 1806 code for a protein of 601 amino acids.
AUGAAGCAUCCAUUGUUCUGGGCCGUGGCCCUCCUUUGGGGUUUGUACAUCGAUGGUUCUCUUGCCCGAGGUCCUUGGAGCAUGACUUGGUCCUCUGAGCAAUUUGGACCUGAUGGCCCUUGGCAAGCCGUCAGCGUGAGAAUUGGCGGCAACGACACAAAGAUCGCGUUGUAUCCCGGAGGAGCUUGGGCGAGUACAAUUCUCCUCUCUACACUUUGCAAAAACACGACGGACAUAUCAUCUAUCUGCUACGGGGAUCAGGCUGGUCUUUUCGACACCGCAGAUUCAUCUAAAUAUGACGAUACCUCUAUUUAUGAUCCACAUCAAGGUGGUUGGUCCAGUAUGCAACUCGGAUAUACCAACGCAGUGCCUAUCAACGCUGUGAAACAAUCAGCGCUAGACUCCAUAGACAUUGGAGGCACGGUUGUGCAAUCUGUGGAUUUGGUUACCAUUUCACAGGGGUACCAGACCUAUCCCGGUGGAAAGAACUACCCCUUGGAAGUGGGUGUCCUUUCCCUAGGAUGUACGGACAUCAACCAAACAUUCACCAACGACCCAUACCCGGCUAUCAAUGGCACUUUCGUCCCCAGUUACCUCUACGAAGAAGGAAAAAUCCCGUCCUAUUCGUACGGAAUGCAUAUUGGCUCUGCCUCCUUCGGCAUUCCCGGUUCUCUUAAGCUUGGGGGAUACGACAAAAGUCGAGUCUUUGGGGAUGUUUCUGCGCAGCCAGUCGACAGUGGGAAGCUUCCAAUUGAAUUGCUCGACAUAAGUAUCGGCGUUGCAAACGGGGGCUCGCCCUGGAAUUCCUCUAAUAUGACGGGGUUGCUUGCACAGAGCAAUUCCUCUUUGACGUCUGGUUUCACGGUAGCAGUGGACCCAGCAAACCCAUAUAUCUAUCUACCCCAAAGUUCGUGCGACGCCAUUGCCGCCAAACUGCCUGUCACUUACGAUUCCGCUCUGGGCCUCUACUUUUGGGACACAACCAAUUCGCAAUAUACCAAAAUUGUGACCUCGCCCAGCUACUUGGCUUUUACUUUCACCAAGAAUGGUGUUAACACUGCGGAUAUCACCAUAAAGGUUCCUUUCGCUCUUCUAAACCUUACACUGGAAGCCCCCCUAGUGACCAACCCCACGCAAUACUUUCCAUGCAUGGGCACCGACUCCAAUCCAGCACUUGGUCGUGCUUUUCUACAGGCAGCUUUCGUCGGCGUCAACUGGUCCCAGAAAUCCUGGUUUUUGGCUCAAGCCCCCGGACCAGACUACUCUUAUAUUGAGAAUGUUGUCGACAUUAGCACUAGUGACACCACCAUCUCAGCCUCUGGGAAUAGCUGGGAACCUACUUGGAAAAACGCUUGGACGUCACUUGCAUCCACAAAUUCUUCCACGACCAACUUGACGGCCUCAACCGGCAGCACCGGUCUCUCAACCGGCGCCAAGGCAGGAAUUGGCGCAGGCUGUGGUGUUGCUGCUUUGGCGAUCAUUGCCGCUGCUUGUUGGUUUAUCCUACGUCGUCGUCAACAAUAUAACCGAACUGCAAGUCAGGACAGUGCAACGGCAGAUGGGUCUUUACAGCAACCCCCGCUCCCAAUAAUAACCACGGCACCCGUGGAAGUUCCUGACACCAAACCUAGCAUAUUGCAUGAGUUGGGCUACGACCGAGCCCUUGCCUUCCCACAGACCUCAACACAAACCUCAGGAUACGAGCAAAGCUUCCAGCAGACCUCUCAGUCCGAACAAGGCGCGCAAAAUUCGACGGACCAUUCGCAAGUCUCCCGACAAGGACCUUACGAACUUUCGACGCGGUGA